CCCAGCCCACAUGCUUGCUUAAAGCCCUCUCCAUGCCCUGCCCUCGGCCAGUCCCUGCUGAGGCUGAGCAGAUACCCCAGGACCCGUGUGCAGCCCCUGUUCAGAGGGAGAGCCGAGAGCAUGUCUGACACGGAGGAGGUGGUGGAGGAAUACGGAGAGGAACAGGAAGAAGCGGUGGAAGAAGAAGACUGGAUUGAAGACGAAGACGAGCAAGAGGAGGCAGUGGAGGAGGAGGAGGAUGGCGGGGCUGAGGCUGAGCCCGAGGGUGAGGCUGAGACAGAGGAGACCAAAGCAGAAGAGGCUGGUCAAGAUGAAGAAGCCAAAGAUGCUGAAGACGGUCCAUCAGAGGAGUCCAAACCCAAGCCCAGCAGGCUCUUCAUGCCGAACUUGGUGCCACCCAAGAUCCCCGAUGGAGAGAGAGUGGACUUUGAUGACAUCCACAGGAAGCGCAUGGAGAAGGAUUUGAAUGAGCUACAGACGCUGAUCGAGGCUCACUUUGAGAACCGGAAGAAGGAGGAGGAGGAGCUAAUCUCGCUCAAAGACAGAAUUGAAAAGCGGCGGGCCGAGCGGGCGGAGCAGCAGCGCAUUCGCAAUGAGCGAGAGAAGGAACGGCAGAACCGCUUGGCUGAAGAAAGGGCCCGGCGUGAGGAGGAGGAGAACAGGAGGAAGGCGGAGGAUGAGGCCCGGAAGAAGAAGGCUCUGUCUAACAUGAUGCAUUUUGGAGGGUACAUCCAGAAGACAGAGCGCAAGAGCGGAAAGAGACAGACCGAGCGAGAGAAGAAGAAGAAGAUCCUGGCUGAGAGGAGGAAGGUGCUGGCCAUCGACCACCUGAAUGAAGACCAGCUCAGAGAGAAGGCCAAGGAGCUCUGGCAGAGCAUUCACAACCUGGAGGCCGAGAAGUUCGACCUGCAGGAGAAGUUCAAGCAGCAGAAAUAUGAGAUCAAUGUCCUGCGAAACAGGAUCAAUGACAACCAGAAAGUCUCCAAAACUCGUGGGAAGGCCAAAGUCACCGGGCGCUGGAAAUAGAGACAGCGCUGCUCUCGCCAAAGCUCUGCCUCUUGCCUCUGUCCCUGUCCUGAGCAUCCCAGCUCUGGGUCCUCCUGGGCACCCUGUGCAAACUCCUGUCUGGAAAGCGGGAGCUGGGCCAGCUAGAAGCCCGUACUCUGCCUGACCCCUAUGCCAGCACCACUCCAAGAAUAAAAGGCCAGCACACUGCACACACGG
Messenger RNA from Onychomys torridus (southern grasshopper mouse), 1224 nucleotides. It is a transcript of the gene Tnnt2, whose product is annotated as troponin T2, cardiac type. Lineage: Eukaryota; Metazoa; Chordata; Mammalia; Rodentia; Cricetidae. Gene Ontology annotation, biological process: regulation of muscle contraction; sarcomere organization; cardiac muscle contraction. Gene Ontology annotation, molecular function: troponin I binding; troponin C binding; tropomyosin binding. Bases 121 to 1026 code for a protein of 301 amino acids. The transcript has 16 exons. The record is from RefSeq and is a predicted model, not a curated record. Gene Ontology annotation, cellular component: troponin complex.